AUGUGGCCCCUGGCCGCAGUGAUCGCCUUCCUGACGGUGGCCUUGUCAGGCGGUAUCUCUCAGGAGUAUCCCAAGAUUCUCAACGGCACUAAUGGGACCAGCGGGUUUCUCCCGGGGGGCUACACCUGCCGCCCCCACUCUCAGCCCUGGCAGGCAGCCCUACUGGUGCAAAAGCGGCUGCUCUGUGGGGGAGUCCUUGUCGACCCCAAAUGGGUCCUCACUGCAGCACACUGUCUGAAGGAAGGGUACAGAGUUUACCUGGGCAAGCAUGCCCUGGGGCGUGUGGAGGCCGGAGAGCAGGUGAGGGAGGUAGUCCGCUCUAUCCCCCACCCUCAAUACCAGAUCAGCCCCACCCACCUGAAGCAUGACCACGACAUCAUGCUUUUGGAGCUGCAUUCACCGGUCCAGCUCACGAACCACAUCCGUGUUGUGCCCCUCUCCCAAGACUGCCUCCCUGCUGGCACCUGCUGUCGGGUGUCUGGCUGGGGCACCACCACCAGCCCCCAGGUGAGUUACCCCCCAACCUUACAAUGUGCCAACAUCCAGCUUCGCUCAGAUGAGGAGUGUCAUCAGGUCUACCCGGGGAAGAUCACACCCAACAUGCUGUGUGCCGGCACAGAAGAGGGUGGCAAGGACUCCUGUGAGGGCGACUCCGGGGGCCCCCUGAUCUGUAAUGGAACACUCCAUGGCAUCAUCUCCUGGGGAGACUUCCCAUGCGGGCAGCCCAACCGGCCUGGUGUCUAUACUCGAGUCUCUCAAUAUGUUGUGUGGAUCCGAGAAACGAUUCAAAAACACAGAACCCAAGAGUGGAAACGGACGAAGGGGAAGGGCCCACUGUGUUGUCCUUUCAUCUCCCCCACAAGCAUCUUCACCCUCAGUGACCCCAAUACGCAGUGGUUAAAUGCCCAAGUCACCGAGUCCCUGAUUUGA
Molecule: messenger RNA, 930 nt
Organism: Puma concolor (puma)
Lineage: Eukaryota; Metazoa; Chordata; Mammalia; Carnivora; Felidae
Gene: KLK13
Product: kallikrein related peptidase 13
Biological process (GO): proteolysis
Cellular component (GO): secretory granule
Molecular function (GO): serine-type endopeptidase activity
Source: RefSeq, a predicted model, not a curated record